GGGAGGGAAGGAGCGGGAGAGCCGGGAGAGCGGAGCAGGAGCUGCCUCAAAUGCUUGAAAUAAUUCCGCUUCCGUUCAGAGCCGGGAACAGCCUCCCACGGCUCCGCGGCCUCGGAGCCGUCUGCUCCGUCCCACAGCCGGCAGCGGCUGGCCCAGCAUGGCAACCUCCCCGCAGAAGUCCCCUUCUUCCCCCAAGUCCCCCACCCCGAAAUCUCCCCCUUCCAGAAAGAAGGAUGACUCCUUCCUGGGCAAGCUCGGCGGCACGCUGGCCAGGAGGAAAAAAGCCAAAGAAGUGUCUGAAUUACAGGAAGAAGGAAUAAAUGCCAUUAACUUACCUCUCAGUCCCAUUCCAUUUGAACUAGACCCCGAGGACACUAUGCUAGAGGAAAAUGAAGUCCGAACAAUGGUGGAUCCAAAUUCAAGAAAUGAUCCAAAAUUGCAAGAACUAAUGAAGGUAUUAAUUGACUGGAUUAAUGAUGUGUUGGUAGGAGAGAGGAUUAUUGUGAAAGACUUGGCUGAAGACCUGUAUGAUGGACAAGUGUUGCAGAAAUUAUUUGAGAAGCUUGAAAGUGAGAAGCUCAAUGUUGCAGAAGUUACUCAGUCUGAAAUUGCUCAGAAACAGAAGCUACAGACAGUGCUUGAAAAGAUCAAUGAAACCCUUAAACUCCCUCCAAGAAGCAUUAAGUGGAAUGUUGACUCUGUUCAUGCUAAAAGUCUCGUAGCGAUACUUCACCUUCUGGUUGCAUUGUCUCAGUAUUUUCGAGCACCAAUCCGACUCCCUGACCAUGUGUCCAUUCAGGUGGUUGUUGUGCAGAAACGAGAAGGAAUCCUCCAGUCUCGACAAAUCCAAGAGGAAAUAACUGGUAACACUGAGGCAUUAUCAGGAAGGCAUGAAAGAGAUGCAUUCGACACUUUAUUUGACCAUGCCCCAGACAAGCUCAAUGUAGUGAAAAAGACUCUCAUCACCUUUGUGAACAAGCAUCUGAAUAAAUUGAAUUUAGAGGUGACUGAACUGGACACACAGUUUGCAGAUGGAGUGUACUUAGUCCUGCUAAUGGGUCUCCUGGAAGGCUAUUUUGUGCCUCUGCACAGCUUUUUCUUGACUCCUGAUAGUUUUGAGCAAAAGGUUGUCAAUGUAUCCUUUGCAUUUGAGCUAAUGCAGGAUGGUGGAUUGGAAAAACCAAAGCCAAGACCAGAAGAUAUUGUAAAUUGUGACUUGAAGUCCACGCUGAGAGUACUGUACAAUCUGUUUUCCAAAUACAGGAAUGUGGAGUGAAGAAUUUAUUUGAGUUACAAAGGAGUGUUAACAAAGAAAACAUCAUACCUUGCAUAUCUUCCGUUUGUAUUCCUCUGCAUCUCUAUCCUAAAAGGAACAAAACCAUUUACCUGAAGAAUUUUUGGUUAUUAGUUGAUUAUUCUGGCACUGCUAUUUUCACAGUAGAUUUAAAACUAAUGUCACUUAUAAAGAAAAAAGGUUUGGGGGAAAGUAUCUGGGUAUUUUCUGGGAGAAUUCAUGUAUUGGUUGUCUUCACAUUGUUUUUAAUAGGUGAAGCAACAAUGAAAAAAAAAAGUAGUAAGUUUGAUUCAAAUCAGCCUUUGGGGCCAAUCAUAGGAAUAUUCUCUACUGAGUACUUAAUUAUUUUUUACAUAUAACUUUUUUUAAUCUGGGAAGGGGAAGAGUAUUUUCUAUCCGUGAUAAGACAGUUCCAUUCCAAUUGUGAGGAAUGUGCAUGGGGAGAAAGAGUUAAAUACACUUGUUCACAUGACAGCUAAGAAGAAGAAACAACCUGCUGAAUAUAUAGUUCCAGUGCUAUUAUUAGGCUUUAAUUUUAUGGGUACAAAUUGAAGUGGCUACUCAUUCCUUCAGACUUACUGUGAUGUGAUACUCUGCUUCAAUAUGUGCUAUUGAGCAUUCCACAGAACCACACUUUGCAGCUUGUCACUUGUUUUUGUUGAAGGAAGGCAUCUUUUUUGCAAAGAACACUUUUCAGGAAGACACACCUGUAUAAUACAUAUUUUCUAUAAUAUUUGUAUUAUUACUUCAUUUUAGAAAGUAGAAGAAUGGCUUGUUUUUAUUUUGGCAGUUUAACCACAGGAUUAUCAGAUUGCAAGUUUAGAUUGAUUGCUAAAUAGAAUUUAGAAUUGUCCCUUUGGUUGACUUUGUGAUGAAUGUAUGUUGCUGCAUAAUGUUCAACACAAAAAUUAAGAUUCAUUUUCUAGAAAUGGUCAAAACUACUUCCAUCUGCAAAGAUUCUAUUAGAGUGUAAAGUUCUUUGGUGAUUUUACAUGGCUACAAAGAUUUUUUCUAAAAUUUAAUUUCCACCAAUUGAGCCAUUAUCUGUUUGAUUUUAGCUUUAACAAAGACACAAAAGGGAAAUGGGAGUUGAUUCUUCCCUUAGACUGUACCAAGCACCAGUUAUGCUUCCAGAGGAGGCUGGUGGAAGCUGCCUGGAUCACUUCUGAAACAAAGUGUUCCAUUGCAACCACAAAUUCUUGGGAUCCUGGUUUACACAGUCAGGAAAAAAAUUCCUCAGGCUGAAAUUCCUUGAUAACUCUUCAGAAAUCUUGGGAGUGCUUAGUGCAGGAAGGAGACUUGUUAACAGCCAUCCAAUUACACAGAGCUGGCUUAGGUCAAAGGAAAAGUGAUCUGUCAGUGCUUGACUCGUCACCAGGAGAAAGGCAGAGCUGGCAAGGUCACUCAGAAACAGCUGGGUGUUACUCAUGAUGUAAAGCACUACAUCUUUCCAUUUUCCAGGGGUUUUAAUUUUUCUUUUAUGUAGAGCUUUCCAGUACAACAUCAGCAUAGAGGGAACUCCAGCAAUUAUUUUCUGUCUUUGCUAAACGCCAGCUGAUGUUUAGUGAUGAGGUGAUACUGACUUCUGUUGGGGGGCUACAAAAUUAUUUUCCUGAGAAAUAAUAUGAACUUUUCAAAGGGAAAGUCACUAUUCAAUUCAAAGGACAAUACCUAGGUGUUUUCCAUCUCAGAAAUUAUCUGAUUGUGAGAAGCACACUAAAUAUCUUUAUUAAAAUAUUUUCUUACCUGUGUGUUUUUAAUGGAGGUUGUGAAAUUAGAGGUACAGAAAACAGCAGUUAUUUCCCCUUUACAGGGAGAAAUAGCUGGACAUUUUGACCUCAAUGAAAUUAACCAAACAUUUUUUUGAGCAAACUGAGGCAGAACUUCUCACGUAUAUAUCAGGAGCAAUUUCAGCUUAUUUUAAUGUUUAACAUGCAAGUUCUUCCUUUGCACACCUAGUAGUAAUUGUAAUAGCUAACUAAAAAACAAAUGAGGUUUUUUAUGCAGACCAUGCUCAGCUGCAACACUUUUACAUUUCAACAGUGAUGAAAGAUUUUGACAGCCUUUGUUUUCAGGAGUGCAUUCUUUAAAGAGGAGAUUUAUAUGGGUAAAGUGAACACUGAAGGAGUUUUCUUUGCCUGGGCUUGCAAAUAAGUAUUGCUUGUGCUAUAUUGGUAUAACAUUAUUGGAGAUUUAUCUGUCAGGCUCCAUUUCCAUCCUUAUAAAACUGAGACAGAAUUAUUAAAUCCUCAUGCUGAAAUGCAAUUAUGCAGAACCAUAGAAGCAUUUAAACAAUAGCCAACCUUUCCACAAUUAUCUAUCCUCUGGUAAGAAUUUAUGUAAAUUAAAAUCUGCUAUAUAAAAAACAGUGUCCUAUGUAAAUAUAGAUCCAUGUGAUAGUUUUAACACUUACACACAAAUAGUAUAUGCUGCCAUGUAGGAGUGGGUCACUGCUUAUAUUUUUGACAGUGUAGAUUUAAAUAGCUAUCAGAUAAAUACAAAAUCUAAUAUAGAGAUUAUAUCUAAUAUUUAUUGCUUUGAUUCAGAAUAUAAGAGAAAUAUAGGAUACUACUGUAGACAGCUUGCUUUUCAGCAGUUGGUGUAGGCCAGCCCUUUCCUCCAGGGAAAAGAAAAGUUAUCUAGGCCAAAUUCUGCCACACCUACGUUUCUUUUAUUCUUGAUACACAGCAGUGCCCCUGACACAGUGCUGAGAGUAGAACUCUCCCCACUCUAUAUAAAGAGAUAGAAGUUGUUUAAAUUUUAGCCAAACCCAGGUUUAUUUAUAAUUACCUAAAAUGAUUAAAUGGACCCAAAUCGAUUGAUUUAGCUCACGUGAGACAUGAGCAGCCGCCUGGAGAGGCCAGUUCCUCUCCUGGUCCCAGAGGGAGCCUGCGGUCUCAAGGCUGCUGUCUCAGCACUUUGGAUCCUAAAGCCAGGUAGGGAAAAUCCAAGGCCCUGCCUGAGGAUCUCGUGGUGGUUUUGGGAUCUCACCCACCAGACCAAUGUGCCUGUCUUGUGCUUUGUGUGGGCACACAAAGGCCCACAGGCAGCUGAGCCCACCAAAAAGUGGCCAAUUCUUGGCCUGCCUUGAGUAGCAAUCAAGCAGUGAACUUUGCUGCUGCUGGGGCAUUGUGAGACCCCCAAAAGAAUCAUUUUCUGUGGCUUCUGAUUCGUGUGCAUCCAGCAAUAUGGUAUUUAGGUUUCUUCUGUGGCUGGAGAUGGGCAUCUUUUCCCUCUUGAUGGAUCCUGGUGUGCUCUUUCAACCACACAGAAAUUUCUGUUUGGGUUUUUUUUAAAGAGGAACUACAGAUUUUUCGUAGUGUGUCAAUAAGGUGUUGUGAAAAUAAUUACCUAAAAUCCUAAUACCUUGAGGUCAGCUCCUUUCAGAUUUCUUUCUCAGCUGACUGGCUGUUAUUUGUCAUAAAGAACAAGUCCUGUAAAAAGGAACCUUUGCAUAAUUUUACCCAAGACACACUCAUAAAGCCACGAAUUGAAUCGCUCUGUAUUUCUGAUGGAGUCCAGACGAACCAAGUUCCCUAUUAAAUGUGCUGAAAACUGCAGAAUAUGCAGUUCUUUACAUUUCCUAGUCAGGAGUAGCUCCAUGUUACAGAGGGUAGCAGCCCUUGCAGCUCCAUGGCUCAGGAAUUCAAGUGGACCAGCAGGAUAAGGCUAGAUAAGGUUCUAAUCUACUGCAGUGAAUUGUACAAGUGGCAGGAAAUCACCAGAGCCUCUCCUACAGGGCAUUGCAGUGCUGGGGAAUGGUUGCAUUCAAGCAGACCAUGAUGGUUGGGGUACUUGGUUGGCUUUUGUUCUUUUUAUUUUAUUCUUGUUCUUUUGUACUUUUUAUUCUGGAAGUAUGGUUUUAAAUUCAUGUUUCAGAUUAUUUUAGCAAACACCUUACUGCAAGCCACAGUGUUGCAACGCAGAAUGGCUUUUAGAAGUUUAUUUCAUUAGAUAAAGAUGUAUGUGAUAUUUAAUAUACUAGAUGCCAGCCUUAGGUCUAGUUUUUGUUAUUCUUGUUUUCCUCUCAAAACAACCUUCAUUAAUGACCAAGCAUCCAAAGAGAAAACAGUGCCUUGAAGACCAAUUACAAGAUUUUUACACUGUUACCUGUAGUAGGCUUCUGUCAUUUUAUUGUAAGAAUUAGUGUGGGCUUUCUCUUCACAGUCAAAGUACAAUUACAGACUGAAGAAAUCCUUUGUAAAAAGUUACAAUUAGCUUGCCUGAAGAUAUUUUAUUUUGAUUUGUCACAUGAAAAAUUGACAUAGCACCACCAAAAUUUUAAAAUUAGGCAUACCUCAGUAUCCAUGGAUUUUUCCAAAGAGGUUUUGAGUCAUUCAACAUUUACAAGGGCUAAUUUAAUGUAUUCUAAAAAUAUUUUGUCUGACAUUGUUUCUGCAAGAAUGAGAUUUUCUUUUCUGUCUAACAAUUUAAUACCAUGCCUGCUGUAACAAUAAUAGAGUCAUUGGAACAUUUGAUCCUCAAUUUCAGUAUCAAACUAACUGAGAAAAAAGAAUAUUUUCAAAAUUUGAUGAACAUGUAUCCAAAAUUAAUAAUUAUUAGUUAAAGUUAAGCUGCAUUGCCUUCAACUGCAGAGUUAGUAGCUUUCACAGAAUAUAUGUACUCUGUAAUUACAAAGACACACUCUUGCUGAAUUUUUUUUUCUGUGCUUUUCCUGAAACCUUUUGUUAUGAUCCACAAUAAAAUCUGCACCUGAAAAUCAA
This is a messenger RNA of Onychostruthus taczanowskii (white-rumped snowfinch), 6018 nucleotides long. It is a transcript of the gene PARVA, whose product is annotated as parvin alpha. Lineage: Eukaryota; Metazoa; Chordata; Aves; Passeriformes; Passeridae. The coding region runs from base 158 to 1276 and encodes 372 amino acids. Gene Ontology annotation, cellular component: focal adhesion; cytoplasm; actin cytoskeleton. Gene Ontology annotation, biological process: establishment or maintenance of cell polarity; actin cytoskeleton organization; substrate adhesion-dependent cell spreading. The record is from RefSeq and is a predicted model, not a curated record. The transcript has 13 exons. Gene Ontology annotation, molecular function: actin binding.